Hipposideros armiger (great roundleaf bat) is the source of this 1294-nucleotide messenger RNA. It is a transcript of the gene TFB1M, whose product is annotated as transcription factor B1, mitochondrial. Gene Ontology annotation, cellular component: mitochondrial matrix. The coding region runs from base 78 to 1094 and encodes 338 amino acids. The transcript is spliced from 7 exons. NCBI's taxonomy places the organism in Eukaryota, Metazoa, Chordata, Mammalia, Chiroptera, Hipposideridae. Gene Ontology annotation, molecular function: rRNA (adenine-N6,N6-)-dimethyltransferase activity; mitochondrial transcription factor activity. The record is from RefSeq and is a predicted model, not a curated record. Gene Ontology annotation, biological process: rRNA methylation; transcription initiation at mitochondrial promoter.
CAGGCUCCUCCCCCACCGGGGCGGUCUGAGCGGCGGAGAAAGACCCGUGUGAGGCCGGGACGGCCCCGUGGUGGCUCAUGGCUGCCUCCGGGGCGCUCAGCACUUUCCGUCUCCCGCCGUUGCCCACGAUUCGAGAAAUCAUUAAGUUGUUCAGACUGCAAGCGGUGAAGCAGCUCUCCCAGAAUUUUCUCCUGGACUUGAGGCUAACAGAUAAGAUUGUAAGGAAAGCUGGCAAUCUGACAAAUGCCUAUGUGUAUGAAGUGGGCCCUGGGCCGGGAGGAAUCACAAGGUCCAUUCUCAAUGCCAGUGUGGCUGAACUUCUGGUGGUCGAAAAGGACAGUCGCUUUAUUCCUGGAUUACAGAUGCUUUCUGAUGCAGCACCUGGAAAACUGAGAAUUGUCCAUGGAGAUGUGUUGACAUUUAAGAUAGAAAAGGCUUUUCCAGAAAGUCUUAAGAGACAGUGGGAGGAUGAUCCUCCAAAUGUACAUAUUAUCGGAAAUCUGCCUUUUAGUGUAUCGACUCCACUGAUUAUCAGGUGGCUUGAAAACGUUUCUCAGCGAGAUGGACCGUUUGCUUAUGGCAGAACCCAGAUGACGCUGACUUUUCAAAAGGAAGUGGCAGAGAGACUUACGGCCAGUACAGGAAGCAAACAGCGAAGUCGCCUUUCUGUCAUGGCCCAGUACCUCUGCAGUGUUCAGCACGUUUUUACAAUUCCAGGUCGAGCUUUUGUACCCAAACCCGAGGUGGAUGUGGGCGUGGUGCACUUCACGCCCCUGACACAGCCCAGGAUACAGCAGCCAUUCAAGCUAGUGGAAAAAGUCGUCCAGAACGUGUUUCAGUUCCGAAGGAAAUACUGCCACCGGGGGCUCGGAAUGUUAUUCCCUGAAGCACAGCGCUUAGAAAGCACCGGAAAACUCUUACAGUGGGCAGACGUGGACCCUACUCUUCGACCCAGGCAACUCACCAUCUCACAUUUCAGGAGCCUCUGUGAUGUGUACCGAAAAAUGUGUGAUGAAGACCCAAACCUCUUUGCUUAUAAUUUCAGAGAAGAAUCCAAGAAAAAUAAAAGCAAAAAGCAGGAAAAAAGAGAAUGACAGUGAGAGUUACAGACUAUAGCUGCCACUUCCGGGGCGAGCAGCUUACUGGAUGUUGGUUUUCACAAGGCCGAGCUUCCCAUAUGUGGACUCUUUUGCCUUCUACAGAAUGACAAUAAAAAUACCAAUUACCGGAUGUGACUUCCUUCCCAUUUACUGUACAGCUUGGUAGAGAAAAUAAAUAUAAUCAAGUUACAGUA